CUCCUCUCUGAUACAUCCAAUGAAUGAAUGAUGACUUUCAAAUAUAUCUUCAAUGCUUUCAGAUGUUGAAUAUGGAAUGGGAGCAAUGUCUUCAAUACAUUUGUGGGAAAUGUUGGCAGCAUAUCUGUGAGUUCCAUCAAUUCCAGCAGCUAGUUAUAGAGGCACAGAAGGGCCUACACCUGAAAGAAGUUGGGGAAGUUAUGAUCAAGUCUGAGGAAAAUUUAAAUCAGCAAGAAGUACAUCUGCAGUUGCAUAAUGCCCAGAAAAUUAGCGCUAGCACUGAAGAUUUGAUGAAACCUACGGAAGGAGAAAUGGAGUGGCAUAAUGCCCAGGAAUUUAGCUUUAGCACUGAAGAUUUGGUGAAACCUACAGCCCUUGCCUUUGAUAUAAAAACUGAAGAACCUUUGGAUCUCCAUAGUGAUUAUGAUGGGAUGUCGCCUGAGGCUAGCCAAGGCCAGUUUACGGAUGAAGAAAUGUCUCUGAUGUCCAGUAGAAACGAAAAUACAUCAUUGAUGAAUGACGAUGCAUCCAAUGAAGACUAUAGCUCAAGUGAUGAUCUGCCCUUGUCAGCUGUCAAUCUUUCCUCAUCAGUUAAAACGGUUCUUGAUGUCAACAAGUUUAUUGAGGAGUUCGAUGACAUAGUAGCUUUGUGGCGAUCCUCCUUAAAAUGUGAAAUUUGUCAUCAGCUGGUGGCCAGUUAUUCGCAGUUGAAAGAACAUUUUGGCAAAAACCAUGCUCCAGAAGGUUGUUACCUUAUGUGUUGCCAAUUGAGGUUGGAAACUCGUUACGAUAUUAACAGACACAUACGCUAUCAUAAUGCGCCGCAACACCUGAAAUGUGAGGCCUGUUGCAAGGCUUUCCGUGUACGAGCAUAUUUAAAACAUCACCAAAGGAGAGUCCACACCAGCAAGGCAAAAGAUACAAAUUCUAAAGAUACCAAGAAGUUGGAAGGGAAAUAUAGUUGCUGCAAUUGCAUGAAGACGUUUGCAACGCGAAAUCAAUUGACCCAACACAAACGUAUCCAUAAACCUAAGAAAUUUGAAUGUGACUUUUGUGAGAAACCCUUUGUGGGUCGCAUUGCAUUGCUUGAGCAUAUGGAUAGCCACACAGGCGAAAAGACACAUGCCUGCUCCUUUUGUUCCAAGGCAUUUACCAGGCGAUAUAAUUUAUGGGACCAUAUGAAAAAAUAUCAUCCUCAUGAAUGGAGUAAGGCCCAAAGAGAGACUCCGCAUGUGGCUAGCGACAUAGGCGAGAAGGCGCAUGCCUGCUCCCUUUGCCCCAAAUCAUAUACCUGCCGACCUAAUUUUCGAAGACAUAUGAGGACUUGUCAUCCACAGGAAUGGAAUGAGAUGAGGCCCCAAAGUGUAACUCCGAAAGAGAAAGGGUAUCGGCGAGAAACUCGAGGAGAGAGUAAUGUUUACGUUUGUACUCGUUGUUCCAAGGAGUAUGGAAAACAGUAUGCCAUAUACAAACAUGUCAGACGAUGUCAAGGCGACUAUAGACCAAUAGAGGCUAAAAAGGGUUAUCGGCGAGAAACUCGGGGAGGGCAUAAGGUAUAUGUUUGCAUUUUUUGUGACAAGGAGCAUGCAAAGUGGACACCCAUGCACUAUCAUCUCUAUAAAUUCCAUAGAGACGAAGAAUCUUUGGCGAAGCAGCCACCAAUAAUUACUGAACCUCCAGUGCCAGCUGAGCAGCAGCAACCGAUUCAUAGUCAAGGAACUCGAAUUAGUCAAGACUCACUGGACACCAGGAUUAUUGGGUCGAAGAAGACAACUGAUGUAACCAACAAAACACUAGAUCAGCUGGACAAAGAAAGAGAAAAAGAAGAAGAAGAUACAUUGAUGGCCUCUAAGAAGGAAAUACAAUUGGAAGAUGCAUAUGCUGCAAGCACUAAAGUGAAGACCGAACAAUUUUCAGCUGAUACAAAUGCCUUGGGAAAUGAGGAAAUCAAUGAAAAUGAUAUGCCACCAGAAUUUGGAGAUGCCAACGGGGAAAGUGAACAAUUCAUAAAAUCCGAAAAAGAAUUUAUUGAGCUAUAAGCAGAGAUUUAAAACCUUAAAAAAUAUUUACAUAUAUAACAGCGAAAAAUUGCUUAUCUUUGAUGCCGAAAAUCUUUACAAAUGACUUUUGUUCGCUUGAGACAUACAAACAUAUGUUUUCUCACUACGAAAUCAGCUGAUUUUGAUAUACCAAGGCAGGGAAAGCCAUAUAAACGGCUGCUUUGCCACUCUAUAAUCAGCUGACUUUUAAGUAUAAAUUUGUAGGCAGAUCUAUUAACCAGCUUUUUCUUAAACCCGGUUUUCGAACUAUACGAAAAAUGCAGUUUUUUUAAAAAACCGGUUUAAGUUAUUUCUUAAGAAACCGGUUAAACCAGUUAUUUUUUUUCUAUAAAAGUAAAGCCUUAUAAGAUUUUAUAAAUAAACCUUAGAUAAAGCUAAAAGUCGACCAGCGUAUGUUUUUCUCAGUGUUUGAGACUACAAUGAUUUACGACGGAGACAACACCUA
Molecule: messenger RNA, 2505 nt
Organism: Stomoxys calcitrans (stable fly)
Lineage: Eukaryota; Metazoa; Arthropoda; Insecta; Diptera; Muscidae
Product: zinc finger protein 271-like
Exons: 1
Coding region: 24-2039 (671 amino acids)
Biological process (GO): regulation of transcription by RNA polymerase II
Cellular component (GO): nucleus
Molecular function (GO): RNA polymerase II transcription regulatory region sequence-specific DNA binding; DNA-binding transcription factor activity, RNA polymerase II-specific
Source: RefSeq, a predicted model, not a curated record